CGUCAGGGGAUCCUCGCUAUGGCGUUGCCACCAGCCAGCCUGUCAAGAGCGCCUUAAUCAUGUGUGAUUGAAACACUUCGGCCAGUGCAGCGCCUGACCAGCAGCAGUCCCCAGAGUCGCGGCGGACAACGGCACAGACCGGAGCAGUGUUGGAGGGCGUUGGAGCUUUGAGAGAAGUCAGUCCGGCACACCCGGGGACAGCAGCAUGUCGCCAUAGGACGGCGGGGGGACGUGUGGGCCUUUUCUCAACAUGUACGUGGGAUACCUUUUGGAAAAAGAAGGCAGUAUGUAUCACCAAGGACCUGUGCGCCGUUCCAGCAUCAACCUGCCGGCACAGAACUUCGUUUCUACACCGCAGUACUCCGACUACACGGGAUACCACCAUGUGCCCAGUAUGGAAAGCAAUCCCGCGCCGUCUUCGGGCCCCUGGGGCCCCGCGUACGGCGCGCCCCGGGAGGACUGGUGCGCCUACGGCCUGGGACCCCCGAACUCCUUGCCUGCGCCCAUGAACGGCUCCUCGCCCGGGCAGGUCUCCUACUGCCCCCCGCCCGACUACAGCUCAAUGCACCCUCCCGCAUCCGGGGUGCAGCUGCCACCCCCGGAGAACGUGGCCGCGGCGAUGCACUCGCCGGAGCGGGAGAGGCGCAACUCCUACGAGUGGAUGAGAAAAACUGUGCAGUCGUCAUCAACCGGUAAAACGAGGACUAAGGAGAAAUACAGAGUUGUGUACACAGAUCACCAGAGACUGGAACUGGAGAAGGAAUUUCAUUACAACAGAUACAUCACUAUCAGACGGAAGUCAGAACUGGCGGUGAACCUCGGACUUUCGGAGCGACAGGUGAAGAUCUGGUUUCAGAACCGUAGGGCCAAAGAGAGGAAGAUGAUCAAGAAGAAGAUGGGUCUGUCCGACGGCAGGGGAGGCUCGGUACACAGCGACCCGGGGUCAGUGAGUCCUCUCCCGGUCCCACCUCCAUUGAGCCCUUCGGAUAUUCACGGGUCGAUUUACCAGCCACCUGGGAUGAAUACCUUACCACCCAUUGGAAAUAUACAGCAAAUUACUGUUACCGUGAAAAAGGAGUCGCAACUGGCGACGUACAACCAGGCCGAGCACCCUGACGCACUGAGCAGGCAGUUCUGCCCAACUUAAACUCCCGCUUUUUUCCAAACUCUGCAGAGCGAGAUGUUCAACCGUCUUCGACAGGAUACAAAUGCAAAGUGCGAGUCGAAUUUUUUUGUGACUGAAAAAAAAAACUGCUACAGGCUCUUCUUCGUUUUACUACGUAGUUUAGUUAUUUUUUUAUAAAAAGAAAAUACAAAACGUCCCCACCGUCAGUGUUCUCAGAACCACAAUAACUUUUUUUAUUUUGGUAGAUCGUUUCUUCGCGUUUGGUUUGUUUAUGAAGAUAUAAAUAUCGUUCUUUUGUAUGUAUGGUGAAUGUAAAAAAAAUACUUUUAAAUGUUUGUAAAUUAAAGUAAAAAAAAAGAAAGCCUGAUUCAGGUAGAUGUUUUAAAGAAGUCCAACGUGAAUGGCCUUAUGUUUCCCAAGAGGAAUUUCUCCAAUCAGUGCUGGAAUUGCACGGGACAAAGGACUAAGGGCUUUGAGGCUGUGCUGGCGCACCGAACCUGCACAGAACCGACUCCUGCAGGUCGUGUGCCCUCUGGGGCGACGCACAAUUUCGAUGCCUGCGUGAGGCAGGUGCAAUUCUUUAUACGUCGAGUUAAUACGGGUACAUUUGAGUGCAAACGUUCAGUGCUGUAAAU
Messenger RNA from Lepisosteus oculatus (spotted gar), 1761 nucleotides. It is a transcript of the gene cdx4, whose product is annotated as caudal type homeobox 4. The record is from RefSeq and is a predicted model, not a curated record. Gene Ontology annotation, cellular component: nucleus. Gene Ontology annotation, biological process: regulation of transcription by RNA polymerase II; embryo development; anterior/posterior axis specification. Lineage: Eukaryota; Metazoa; Chordata; Actinopteri; Semionotiformes; Lepisosteidae. Gene Ontology annotation, molecular function: DNA-binding transcription factor activity, RNA polymerase II-specific; RNA polymerase II transcription regulatory region sequence-specific DNA binding.